Molecule: messenger RNA, 1569 nt
Organism: Caenorhabditis sp. 36 PRJEB53466
Lineage: Eukaryota; Metazoa; Nematoda; Chromadorea; Rhabditida; Rhabditidae
Source: the annotation of a GenBank genome assembly
AUGAAACGCUCGUGCAGUAGAACAGAAGAUCGGGAGAUCCGCACUUGUGCGAAAAAAACAAAAAAUCGCCGAAAAUACGAAGACGUCGAGGAAAUAAGCGACGCAGUAGAAAUAAUUACAAAUCCCCCAGUCAAACGCGACAGACCCCCGAAUAUCCCGAGCGUGUCGAACUCAUCAGAAUCGGUCCGGACCGCAUCGACGCCGCCGUCACUUCCGCCAGUUGAUCUCAAUCGGCUCACAUACGGCGUUCUCGUCAAGACCGACUGGGGUGAAGACUGUGAGAUUUCUACCUGAAAGACGUGUGAAUUUCUUUAUUUUUUAGUCCUGAUGGUCAAGAAGAUUGGCGAAGGUGUCUAUGGAAAUGUCUACGAUGUUCAUGACGCACAGGUUCGUUCGACCGUCUCAGUUCAUCGAGAGCAUGUCAUAUUUUCAGAUGAGUAAUUACGCGAUGAAAAUUCUCAAAGAGGGGCACACCAACAUCGACGUCGUGUGGGGAAACGAAUCAAAAGUAAGAGAAGCUGUCAAAUCGUUGGUAAAUGUUCAAAAUAAUUUCAGAUUAUGCGUCGUGUGUCCGCCACCAACCAUCCGAAUAUUCUGGGCCUUCUGAACGACGGACAGAUGCUCACCAGCCUUGUCGGCCUCACUCCGUUCUGUUUCCUCAUGCCGCUGAUGGGCGGCUCGCUGUACUCGGUGAUCAGAGAAGCGAGGAAGCGAAUUCGACCCGAGCCCCAGGUCGGAUUCACCAUCCACGACAUCUGCCAGGUCGGCGCGCAGCUCAUUUCGGGACUGUUGCACCUCGAAGAGAUGGGCAUCAUGCACUUGGACGUGAAGCCGGAGAACAUCUAUUUCGAGUCGGCCGAGCGGACGUACGUGGAGAGGGACGACGGCGUCACGAUCAUUCAGAUGGACAACUUGCACGUGCGCAUCGGCGACUUUGGAUGCGCAAAGAUUUACAAGCCAGACAAAACGAAAGCGUACGUGGUGCAGACGCCGAAUUACAGAGCGCCCGAGAUUAUUAUGGGUGCGUUUGUUGAUCUGAUUUCACGUAACCCGUAUCCCAUUGCAGGUAUUCCAUUCGACGGAAAAGCGGACGUCUGGUCGCUGGCGUGCGUUCUCUACGAGAUGUACACCGGAAAACUGCUGUUCUACGGAAACAGCGCGCCCGAUUCGCUGGCCGUCCAACUCCAGAUGAUGAUGCGAAUCGUGUGCCACCCUCCGUCGCCGAGAAUGUACAGACAGGCGAUAAAAUCCGAGUGAGCGCCGCUCUUUUCUGCUGAGUCUGCACUAUCAUUCGUCUAUUUUCUUUCAGAAGCGAUCUGAUGGAGGUGACUGACAACCACGUCUCUUUGAAGACACAUGCCUGCCACACAUACAGAACUGUCAAACCGCUUAUGGUAAGCGAGCGAACGGAGAAAAAAGAGUGGCGAAGUUGUUUGAUUUAAGAAGAAUCUGCGCAAGGACGACAUUCCGGCGAUCCCAUUCUUCCGGCUGCUCCGCGAGAUACUCGUCAUGGAUCCGGUGGAUCGGCCGUCAUUCGCCGAUCUCUCCGUCCACAGCUUUUUCACUUGA